This is a messenger RNA of Malurus melanocephalus (red-backed fairy wren), 2200 nucleotides long. It is a transcript of the gene CASP3, whose product is annotated as caspase 3. The record is from RefSeq and is a predicted model, not a curated record. Gene Ontology annotation, cellular component: cytoplasm. The transcript is spliced from 7 exons. NCBI's taxonomy places the organism in Eukaryota, Metazoa, Chordata, Aves, Passeriformes, Maluridae. Gene Ontology annotation, biological process: keratinocyte differentiation; proteolysis; positive regulation of apoptotic process. Bases 180 to 1028 code for a protein of 282 amino acids.
UGCUCGUGUUACUUGAUUUUCAGGAAAUUUCCUGUUUGCUGCAUUUCAUAAUAGAGUUGUCAAGUCUGGAAUAAUUUGGUGAAGAAGAAGAUUUAAUUACAUCAGUGCUCUGAAAUAGUAUUCAGAGUAACAUUGAAGGUCUUUUGAAGUCACUAAAAAUCUGAUUAUUGGUAUUAAUAAUGGCUGACAUAGGAGAUGGACCACAUUUGGGAGAAGAUUUGRCAGAUGCAAAAUCUAUUCCAGGUUUUAAAGGAAAGAACCUACCUGCUAGCAAAUCUAUGGACUCUGGAAUUUUGCCAGACUACAGUUACAGAAUGGAUUAUCCAGAGAUGGGGGAAUGCAUAAUAAUAAACAAUAAGAACUUCCAGAGACACACUGGGAUGCUACCCCGUUCCGGUACAGAUGCAGAUGCUGCAAGUGUCAGAGAAGUUUUUAUGAAGUUGGGAUAUAAAAUAAAGAUCAACAAUGAUCUUUCAUAUGGGGACAUUUAUAAACUACUGAAAAAGGUUUCUGAAGAUGAUCACAGCAAGCGAAGCAGUUUUGUUUGCGUGUUGCUAAGCCAUGGCGACGAAGGGUUGAUCUAUGGUACAGAUGGGCCUCUUGAACUGAAAGCAAUAACAAGCCUUUUCAGAGGUGACAGGUGCAGGAGUUUAGCUGGAAAACCCAAGCUCUUUUUCAUUCAGGCUUGUAGAGGGACAGAAUUAGAUUCUGGUAUUGAGGCAGACAGUGGAUCAGAAGAAACUAUGUGUCAGAAAAUACCUGUAGAAGCAGACUUCCUCUAUGCCUAUUCUACAGCACCAGGCUAUUACUCCUGGAGGAAUUCAGCUGAAGGCUCUUGGUUUAUUCAGUCAUUGUGUAAAGUGCUGAAGGAACAUGCAGGGAAACUUGAACUCAUGCAGAUUUUAACUCGUGUAAAUCGCAGAGUGGCAGAGUAUGAGUCCUGCUCAACUCGACAAGAUUUUAAUGCGAAGAAACAGAUUCCAUGUAUUGUCUCUAUGCUCACCAAAGAAUUUUAUUUCCCUUCCUAAAACAAUUUUUCAGUUCAUGUUUUUAUCUGCAUUUUAUAUGCAAUAUUAGUACAAAAUACCACUUUUAAAUCUGAAUAACACUUCACUUCUGUGUGUGGCACAAUGGGCUGUCUCAAAGUUAGGUAUAUGUCUGUUGUUAGAAGUAAAACAUAGUAUGGCUGUGUUAGAAAUGCAAACAUGAGUAGCUGAAGCAGAUUUGAAGUAUUGCAAAAGGUUAGGAAGGGGAGACUGAAGAAAGAUCGGAUCAUUUCUCGGAGCUAUUUGGUGCAACAUUUCACUUUGCUGAAGGGGCAGAGAAAAGAAACAGUUCUAACAAAUAGUUUGGUUUCACAUCUUACAAAGAAGAUUCAUAAUGUCAGUUAUGGUAAUAUGAUAGUAGUGUCGUCAUGCAUUUCUUAACUCAAGUUCUUAACGUUUUGGUUAUAAAUUAACCUAAACUAUUUUUAUGCUUUUGGGCAUAAACUGUGGAAAACAGCCAUUACAUACUUUUGCGUACAAUUAGGAGGCAUGUUUAGAGUACAGUCAGUUUUUCCUGAUAAUUAGCGAUAAUUUUAUAACUUUGUGUAUGGAAUGCUACAUAAAGCAAUUAUAUCAACAUGGUAGCUAUUUCAAAAUAAAUUUUGUAUUCUGACGUUGAAGCUGAGUGUCCAAGGGACCAGUCUUCCAAAAUGUCUUUCUGCAGCUCUCUAUGCGUGGAGCUGUUGGGGCGUAUUUGGGACUAUAAGAACCAGUGAAAAAGAAAGUCUCGAACACUCUGUUUUCCUCAUUUUUGCCUUAAAUAAGAGUGGGUACCACAUGUGCAUACCACAUGCAAUUUGUGUGAAAACCUAGAUUUGGGGUACUGGCAAAAAUUCACUUCAUAUGUCUAAUUCCACUGAUUUAAUUACAAACUUCAGCUAAAAUAUGUUAGYAAAUAAUAAAUUUUUCUCUCUUGAUUCUGAAUUUUUUGAAACAGACUUUUACAUAAUUGCAAAGUAUUUUUGCUGAUGUUUCAUUUUGUAGCAGUCUUUUUAAGAUCAGUGGAAGACAUAAUGUGAAGUUWCUAUAGGGUGCUUGCAAAACAAGACUUGAAACUUUUUUAAUUGUAUUGCAAAAACAAUGUUGGCAAAUUGAUGUUCACUUUCAGAGGCAUUUGGUGCUUGUUUUGUUUAAUUAAAAAUUGUUUCCUAGAU